GAACAGACCAUGUAGGCAUCGACAGUUGUAGAAUAGGCUUUGCAAUCUGGGUAGUGACUCACAAACAACUGAUGAAUGAGAUUACAAUACACCAAGUAACAUGCAGCCAUUAAUAAUAAACCAAUUCUAAGCUAGAGAAUAAAAAAUACUUCUUCAGUAGCCCCCCAGACCCAUGGAUGUUUGUGUUUGUUGUGUCUCUCUAACAUAACAGGUAUGUAAAUGACACCACCUCUCUAAGAACAGUUCAACAGUUCUCUAAAACACAACAAGGAGAUUCAACAUUCCAUAGAGAGAUGUCUCUUCUCUUUGUCUCCCUCCCCCCUCUUUCUUCUCUCACUUCUUAGUCACACCCACCGUUUCCUCUGUUUUUUCUCUCUUCUCUUCUUUUCUCUCCACAUCCACCUGUACAGUCGCUUCUAUCCCUUCAUCUCCAACCUCGACAACUGUAUUCUAUAUAUUUCCAAACAUUUCCAGCCUGAUCCACACUCAACAGUACCAAUGAAGACUCCGGAUGCUGCCUUUCUGAGCGCGCUCAUUCCGACGCUGCUGAUCCUCCUCCACGUUGCUACGGCAGCAACUGACAACCCUUCCCAGAGCACACCCCUCAUGACACGAGCAAACUUCACCUCAACAGAGACAACGAUAAAAGCUGUUGAAUCCGGCAACCCGGAAAGUAGUAGGAAUUCCACAACCGAGGUUCCGCCCCUGCAAGGAAACGGUUCAUCUACCACUCCGUCUGCCGACAACGUGACUCUGUCGACAUCAGCCAGCUCGUCUCUCUUGCUGGUACAACCAACAACCCCAGGCAGCACAGCUUUUCCAGUCACCAAAGCCAAGACCCCCGCCAUCCCUUCUUCUACAUCUUCGUCCGUUUCGCAGGCGGGGAGCACAGGAGCGCUCGACGGAGGUUCCAUCACGAUAGUGCUGCUGGUCGUCAUUGUGCUGCUCAUCCUGAUCCUCGUGGCAGCGUUCAAGUGGGCCUCCCGCCCCUCAAACCAGGACAGCCCCGCCUCCCAUCUGAUAUUGGGCUUUGGGGAGAGGGUGAGGGGUGUGGUUAGAACCUUGGAGGAUAGGCUAGGGUUCCGUCUGUGGCCAGGGGGUAGGGAAGAGAGGGAGGGCGACGAGGAAGAGGGGAAAAUGUUAGAAGUGGUGGUUGGUGUUGAAGGAGAGGGAGGGGAGCAGAAAGAUGAGGAAGAGGAGGAUGGGGAAGACUCUUCUGAUGAGAACUCCAGCAUGGAGGGAGACCACCUGAGACAGACAGCACAGAGCGGAGAGAAGGAAGAAGAGAAAAGAGAAGAGAAGAGCAAAAGUGAGGAAGGUCAGGGAGAAGAGAAAGGAGGAAGAGACGGAGAGAGGGGAGGAGGCGAAGAGGCGAUAGCAUUAGUAGGUCCGGAAUGGGAGAAAAGCGAGGGGGAGGUAGAAGAGAGUGAUGUCACUAUACUCUAAUUGACAGAGUGAUAAGGAUAGGUCAGAAGGAGAGAGGAAGGGCAGCUACAGAUAAGUGUGAAGAUAAGGUCUCUCUUUCUGACCCUUUUCACACUACCAUACUGAGCAAUCCACCCUGGUCUGCUUACUCAUUCACAGAUUAAACCUCAGUCAUGACAGACUUGAAUAGGUUUCGUACAGGGUUCUAUAAGAAAGUUUUCUGUUUAAUCAUGUAAAUAAAAUACUGUGUGUGAUUUUCAGAUACUAGACCAGUCCAGGCCAGCUCAGUUCAAUAGUGUGAAUUUGACAAAACUAUGUUCAUCUUUUUAAUGAUAUGGUCCUAAUGGAUUAACAGAACAUGUUACAAUAAACUGACUUUUGUAUGACUUGUGAUAUUAUUGGUUUUUCAAAUACAUGUGAAAACAAAAAUAAACAAAAGAAUAAAA
Messenger RNA from Hypomesus transpacificus, 1871 nucleotides. Its product is annotated as protein Ycf2-like. The record is from RefSeq and is a predicted model, not a curated record. The coding region runs from base 499 to 1446 and encodes 315 amino acids. The transcript has 2 exons. NCBI's taxonomy places the organism in Eukaryota, Metazoa, Chordata, Actinopteri, Osmeriformes, Osmeridae.